GUGUGCAAAUCCGUGUUGUAUCUUCCUCAGCUUUCGUCCUUGGUGGUGACGGUGAGCGCGGAUCUUCGCCCAAGAAAGCCGCUCCGCCAGCACGGCGCUCAGCACCUCCACCAAAUAGGAACAGGGAGGAUGCAGAGGUAGAGAAUGCUUUUGCUUGUGCCUGGUCAGAUACUCUUUUUACAUCAGUUGAGGACGAACGACGGGACAGGUUCUUGUGGUUUCUGUAUCAUUGUCUGUGUGUCGUUGACAACCACCUGGAGCUGAAGGAACUCUUCCGUUGGCCUUCUAACGUGUUUUCUCUCUUUAUGGUCCUCCCUAUUUCUCCUUCACCACUACCUCCAGGGUAACGCCGCAACGGCACGACUUAUUGAGCAAAUGCUAGCUGAGGAAGGUGCGAACUUGGACUCGCAGGCGGCGAUGUUUACCCAUUUCGAGAAGCAACAACGAGUCAAAUCACCCGCCAGCGUAUCUUCGCCGACCUCUUUCGAUCCGUUUUCGGCUCCGAGCUCUCCGGAAUCCGCAGGACCCAGGAGUCCUCCACCUUACACACGAAAUCGCACGUCCUCACCACCGCGAGCAGGCGGACCUCCGAGACGAACAGAAGACAACUUUCAUGAUCAGAGAAGAACUUCUGAAACAGGAGCAGCGCCAAGACAAUCUCAAUCGCAAUUCAUUGGCAACAAUAUCAGGAAUAGUACCACGGGUUGUGGUGCUGGAGCAGGCGUAGAUGGUCAUGGAUCAACGUACUAUGAUAUGCCGAAUCGGAGUGCUUCUGGUGGAGCAGAUAGCACAAGGCGAGCGUCAGCAUCUACUAGACCACCUAGCAAAAACUCUGCGCAAGAACAACGUGCUCAGGAGCGUCGACAAAGUACGAAAACUGACUCCUCAGCCCCCAAGGAUCGGAGCUCCAAAUCUAAGAAAGCGCCGGCGAAGAAGGCACCGCCUCCAGUUGAGAUCGAUCCCGAGGAAGAGAAAAGACAACAGGAGCUUUUAUGACUUGAAUCAGACCCUGUGCCAUCCUGCUAGUUCUGUCCUCUCUCACACAGACAGCCCAAGCGAAUAGUCAAUGCUUCUCUCUCUCACACCUCUUCUCCCUUCAUACUCAGAGAAAAAGCGUCGCCAGAUUCGCGAAGCUGCACGGGCAUGUCAGCUGGCGAAGCUCCAGGGUGGUCAGGAGUCUCCCGCAAAAUCUGCGUCACCGUCUCCGGUCGUGAAACAGCGUGUCAUCGUAGAGAAAGCGCGAUCACCGACACCGAAGGCCGCAAAGGCGGCUCCUUCGAAGGCUUCUGCGGGGGCAAUGAUAUGGGCGCAGGAAUAUCACUACUUAAACUGUCUAUUUUGCGUAAUCGAUGUAUCUGAGACGUACCUGCCUAUCAAUGUAUGUGUUGAACUUCUCCCCUGUCGUCAUGGUGGUUGUAAUACUUGUUUCUGCUCUAAAUUGGCCUACUGACGGACCGCCUUCUACAUCUGCUAAAGCGGCUUCAGCUGCGUCGAAAAAAGAUACGGAGGCGAAAAAUGCGGCUCCCACGGCGAGCGG
Amoebophrya sp. A25 is the source of this 1537-nucleotide messenger RNA. The record is from the annotation of a GenBank genome assembly. Lineage: Eukaryota; Dinophyceae; Syndiniales; Amoebophryaceae.